UUCUUUUUCAAGCUAUUAAACAACACCUCAGCACACAGCAGCAUGAUCUUCUCACUUCCAUUUUCAGUGAUUUUCUGUUUCAUUGGUGGAGUCAGUGCUUCAUUUAUAAACCAACCAAAGGCUCUUCAAGGAGUCCAGCUUGGAGAUUCUGUCACAUUAGAAUGCUACCUGCCCAAGAAAGACUUCAACAGCAUGCUGUGGUACAAGCAGGAGCUGGGCAGGAUGCCUCAACCUGUGGCAAAAUGCUACAACCGCCUGAAACAAGUCACAUAUUUGGACGGGUUUAAAGAUAGCCGCUUUAAUGUCACAACAGACGAAGACAUUUUUCACUUAUCAAUUUCACCUACAAGAAACGAAGAUGCAGCUACUUACUUCUGCGGUGUGAUAGCCCUGAAUGAGUUACGGUUCGGAUCGGGAACGCUUUUGAUCAUUGAAGGACUUCAGCUCAACCAUCACCAAAUCCACCAAGAUCCAGCCGUAGAUCUACUCUUCCCUGGAGAUAACGUAACUCUAAACUGCACUGUCGAGUUUGUAGAGCUAAAUUGUGCAGGAGAUCACAGUGUUUCCUGGUACAAAAAUGCAUCAGGAGAAUCUGAUCCAGGAAUCAUCUUCACUCAUGGAAACAGGAGUGAUCAGUGUAAGAAAAGCUCUGAGACUGUUUCUCCUACACAGAGCUGUAUCUACAAACUCCCCAAGAACAACCUCAGCCUCUCUGAUGCUGGAACUUACUACUGUGCUGUAGCUGCAUGUGGAGAGAUACUGUACGGGAAUGGAACUAAAUUAAAUAUAAUAGAUAUUAACCUUCCAGCGAGUGUCAGACCAACCUUCCUCAUACUCGUCUCGUCAAACAUAGUUUCAGUGUUGGUGAUGAUCAUCAUUAUUGUUUUUCGAUGUAAAAAACAGACACUUUCAGUUGGUUCUUCACAUUGUGAUACAGCUUCGGAUAAUCAGGCGGCAUGUGAUGAAGCUUUGAACUACGCAGCCCUGAGUUUCACCAGUAAACCACCGUCCUCCAGAGGCACUAGAAGACAACAGAUACUGCAGAAGACUGAGGUUUACUCCCAGGUCAAAUAUGAACAAUACUGAGCCUUCCACAGCUUAUAGAACCCCCUCCAUCUUCUAGCUGAUCAAAACUCCCAAAUCUCUGCAAAUCCUGUGCAUUUUUAUUACUGCAGUAUUUUAACACUUAUGAAGAUCAUUGCUGUUUUUUAAUCUGUAAAGAAAAAUUAUAAAUUAAUAAAAAUAAAUUCACAGUUCAGUGUACGUGUUGUCUUUAUGCAUGUGUGGGUCCAUUAUUAAUAGUGUAUUAACAA
Messenger RNA from Astyanax mexicanus (Mexican tetra), 1313 nucleotides. RefSeq names its product novel immune-type receptor 8 (gene nitr8). NCBI's taxonomy places the organism in Eukaryota, Metazoa, Chordata, Actinopteri, Characiformes, Acestrorhamphidae. The record is from RefSeq and is a predicted model, not a curated record. Gene Ontology annotation, biological process: response to bacterium. Bases 43 to 1086 code for a protein of 347 amino acids. The transcript is spliced from 6 exons.